CUUCAACUGUUGAAUUAUAACAAUGAAUAUUGCUCUUCAUUGUUUUAGUCUUAUCAAAUAUUUGGAAAAUCAAUCCUCUAAUGUUGAAAUUACGGCAUGGAUAAUUAUCUCAGGAAACUUUUAUUAUUAUUUUUGCAUAAGUUAGUUUUUAUUUAUACAAUUUAUGCAGAAAUUUGUUGGUGCUGAUUAGUUUUCUUUUCUUAUAAACUAUUUCAUCCUUCUAAUUGAUUGAACUCCAGUUGCAACCUAGUGAGGGGAAGGUUUACUUCUAUACAUAGUUUUGUGAGAUCUCUAACAAAUUUCACUUACUUUUAUAAUUAAGUUUGAUGAGUUUGUUGUAUGAAGGAUUUGAGUAGUUGGUGGUGGUAGAUAGAUGAGCAAUUCUACUCUUUUAUAUUAUAUAUAGUCUCAUUAUGGAUUAACUAUUGAUUUUAUAAGAAUGCCCCUUUUCUGCAGCAGAUUUUCCAUGGACUCAAUCAGAAAGAUAUCUUUUACAUCUACAAAUCUUAUAUGAGAGUUACUAUGGUAGCCACAGAAAUCUAAGGGCUUUUGUAAAAUUGUUUUUUAGGCCAGUAUCUUAAUGAGUUUAGACACACUAAUGGUGAGGGAGGAAAAGAGAGUUUUUCAAUAAUGGGAGAUGUUCAAAACGUUAAGUUCUGUCAGUGGUGUGGUGGUCCAACGAAGCCUGGAAUACCUGAAGGAGAAGAAAGAUUCAGAGCCAUAUGUACCAGCUGUGGGAAGAUUGCAUAUCAGAAUCCAAAAAUGGUAGUCGGUUGCCUCAUUGAACACGAUAACAAGGUCCUCCUUUGCAAGAGGAAUAUUGAACCAUCUUAUGGCCUAUGGACACUUCCUGCUGGUUAUCUAGAAAUGGGAGAGUCAGCUAGGGAAGGUGCCAUCAGGGAAACAAGGGAAGAAGCCAAUGCUGAGGUGGAAGUGAUUUCCCCCUUUGCUCAAUUAGACAUUCCUUUAAUUGGCCAGACUUAUAUAAUCUUCUUAGCAAGGUUGAAGAACCCCCAUUUUUCACCUGGUCCAGAAUCAUCAGAAUGCCAACUUUUCCCUCUCCAUGAAAUACCUUUCAACUCUCUAUCCUUUUCAUCAAUGGUGGUCACUUUAAGUUUGUAUGUUGAAGAUAAGAAGGAAGGAGGAAAGCCUAAAUUCCAUUAUGGUACUAUUAGCAAAAGGCCUGGUACCAGUGCUUCUGACAUUCAUGCCUAUACACUGGAUCAUCAUAUGCAGUCAUGAUCAAUUACGAGCUGCUCACAGCAAUUCAAAUAUAUGAAGAUUGUAGAGAUUCAGGAACUCCUCUUUCAUUAUUACAUCCAGAUUUUUAAAUCAGCAGUAGUGGAAUGGCAUUUAAUAUGAAAAAUUCAAAUUCAUGAAACUGUUGCAAGAUUGAUGAUUACCUGCAAUCCCUGCUAUUAUGUUCAAAUUCUUGUUAAUUCUCAAAAUAUCAUAUUUUUUUUCAUCA
Vigna radiata var. radiata (mung bean) is the source of this 1468-nucleotide messenger RNA. Its product is annotated as nudix hydrolase 23, chloroplastic. Gene Ontology annotation, molecular function: hydrolase activity. The coding region runs from base 631 to 1242 and encodes 203 amino acids. The record is from RefSeq and is a predicted model, not a curated record. NCBI's taxonomy places the organism in Eukaryota, Viridiplantae, Streptophyta, Magnoliopsida, Fabales, Fabaceae. The transcript is spliced from 8 exons.